CCGGCGCUCCGCUCGGCCGCGGCGGGUGUGCCGCCAUGUCGGCGGGAGCGGGUUGCGGGCCCCGUGGAAUGGUACCGGUGUUGCCGGGGCUCUACGUGGGCGGCGCGGAGUCGUGCUCGUCCCCGGAGUCGCUGGCGGAGGCGGGGGUGGUGGCGGUGUUGACGGUGGACGCGGAGGAGCCGCCGGCGGUUCCGGGAGUGCGGACCAUGCACGUCCGGGCGCUGGACGAGCCCGGCGCCGACCUGCUGAGCCGCCUGGACGACUGCAUCGCCUUCAUCAGCACGGCGCGGGCGGGCGGCGGCGCCGCCCUCGUCCGCUGCCAGGCCGGCGUGAGCCGCAGCGUGGCCGUGGUCACCGCCUACCUCAUGAAGACGGAAGGACUCGGCUGGGAGGACGCCUACGCCGCCGUCAGGGCCGCCAAACCCGACGCCGAGGUGAACUCGGGUUUCCAGGGGCAACUGAAGCUCUACGAGGCCAUGGGCUGCGCCGUGGACAGCAGCAGCGCGCUCUACAAGCGUUACCGGCUGCAGAUGCUCACCGAGAGGUACCCCGAACUUCAGGACUUGCCCAGAGAAUUCUUUGCUGUUGAUCCAACCAGUACAUGUCAAACUCCAAACACAGAGGUUCUCUACAGGUGCAGGAAAUGCAGGCGAGCUCUGUUCCGUAGCUCCAGCAUCUUGUCCCACGUGGAAGGCAGCGGAGCCACAGCCUUUGCCCACAAGAGGAUGACGGGCUCUGCUCAGCUUUGCAGCGACGGCCGUGAGAAGUGCACCUCUUACUUCACCGAGCCUGUGCAGUGGAUGGAGCCAGCCUUGCUCGGAGUAAUGGAAGGCCAGCUUCUGUGUCCCAAGUGCACGUCAAAGCUGGGCUCCUUCAGCUGGCGGGGCGAGCAGUGUUCUUGUGGCCGCUGGGUGACACCAGCCUUCCAGAUCCACAAAAGUCGAGUGGAUGAAGUGAGGACAUUGCCACCUGUGAACUUCCCAGCUGCCAAAACCUGAACUCAUUGCUUCCCUCCCUGGAUUGCUUUAUGUCUGUGGCAAACUACUGGUAAAGGAGUGCUAACAUGUUACGUUCAGGCUGGGACCUUCAGCUCCUUCUGUCUUACCAUCCAGAAGUUCCCAUCCCUUUGUCAAAUGCACACCUGAGGACUUGGGAGGUGUAUCCCACAACACAAGGUACAUCGCAGGGAAAUAAGUUUAAGGCUUAGCAAGGUGCUAUAAAAUGCUACAAGUGUUGCAUUAUUGUGCGUGGCAGCCACUAGCAGCAAAAGCCAAGUUUACAGGUGUACAUGGGUUGUAAUAAAAGUAGUCCUCAAAAUAUCUACCCCAAGAAUAUUUACCUACAUUAUAACUUUUUCAUGUAAUGCCUAAGAAGGUGAUGCACGUUGUACUGGAAUGGGAGAACUGACAGCAUCCUUGCCCCAUUAGGUGCCUGCUUCAUCAUUUUAGGCAUUUCUUUAAACCUGUAAGAUUUUUAAGUAAGCUGUAAGCUUGCCUGAGGUGUGCUACAUACACCCCUGUGGCCCAGGUUCUGUUUGACGUUAGAAAAGAGAACAGGUUAAGACCUACUUUAAAUCAAUUUAUUUUCAAUUUAUUUUCAUUGACUUCAACAAUUUUUUAAACUUUUUUCAUUUUUUACACAAUUUCCAGCAACAUACAUUAUGAAAUAUACAAGAUAAAACAGGUGGUGGGGUUCUGCCUAUCUUGUAAUUCCCCCCACAGCUGUGGAGAGAAGACUGGCAGGACACAGUGAACAUCAGCAUCUCAACACUGGAAAUGGACACAAAACAAAACAAAAAAAAAAAAGAGACAAAAAUAUAUAUGAAACUGUUUGAACUGGUCACACUUCAGGGCCAGGUACAGCACAAUAAAUAUUAGAACUGCAUUAUCUCAGACAUCUUCUGUAAAGUUUAUAACAUCCUCUAAAGAGAUAAGAACAUCUGGUUUCUAGCAUGAAAUACUACAUAGUACAAUGGUGAGGGGUACGAACAAUGAGGAAUCCGGCAAGGGCUUGGAUGGCGGCUACUCAUUCACACAAGCUCAUUGGUAAAACAAGCAGCAGACACCAAAAGUUUAGUCAGCUGUAAACUUAACCAUUCACUACCCAAGUGUCAGCUGGAGGAGCAGGUUCCUUGGGGGAGAACCAAAGAGAGAACCCCUUUCAGUUUCAGCUGGGCAUUCCCUUGACAAAGAGGGAGUUGACACCAUCAUGGAAGUGGUAGCAUUUGGUCCGUAGCACGAGAUUGCUUGGCGUCACUACUGUCCAAAGCCAGCAGCUGGUGGAAAUACCACAAUGCAGAAUUAAUGCUGACGUAGCCACGCCACUGCCACCCACAAUGGCUACUCAUUCAUGACUAACAAAGCAGCAGCUAGGACUCAGCUGGGCACAGGAUGCUGCACAACGAAGCAGUUCUAGAUGGCACCUGGCACGAGCAAGAAGCCAGAGAGGAUGCCAGCACUGAGCUUGCUCACUGCAGCCAUGAUAUGGAAGUUGGGCCCUUGGAGUCUGAGGGAAAGGCUGCUCUAUCCUCAUUCCUCAUACUAGUUUUGCCAAUAAACAAGCUCAAGACAGAGCAGUUUUUGGUGCUGGACAGAGUGCUGCCAGAACAGAGGACCAGUCACUGGUUUCUCUUGCAUUGUAGUCGACAAAGCAAGAGUAAAUACAUUUUGUACUUGUCAACCUUCCCCCUGUUCAUCCCCCGCCCCCAGUUUAGCAUCAUACAUUCUUAUGUGAGAACUGGGGACCUUCUGUGCCACCACCAACAGAGCCACACGAGCACAGGUGGAGGAGGAAGGCCAAGCCUAUGCUUUCCUCUCCUUGUCAGGACCCAGGCCCUGUGCUGGGAGGCAGCUGCUCCUGCUCCAUAACUUGCCCCGUGCUCUGCGGUACACGGCGGCACCCAUACCCUUCACCAACUAAAGCACCUGAGCAUCAUGACAUUUCAUGGGGUUAGUGGGAGACAAGGCAGCAAAAUUCUGCUGGAAGCUGAGCACCUAUGGCUUUGACUUUAGCUGAUGCUGAGUCCCAACAGUCCUAGCUGUAUUCAGUAGGAAAAUAAAAUUCUAUUUCUCCAGUGUACAAAAGUAUAUGGGCUGCAUGUACG
Molecule: messenger RNA, 3103 nt
Organism: Colius striatus (speckled mousebird)
Lineage: Eukaryota; Metazoa; Chordata; Aves; Coliiformes; Coliidae
Gene: DUSP12
Product: dual specificity phosphatase 12
Exons: 7
Coding region: 36-998 (320 amino acids)
Biological process (GO): protein dephosphorylation
Cellular component (GO): nucleus
Molecular function (GO): protein tyrosine/serine/threonine phosphatase activity
Source: RefSeq, a predicted model, not a curated record